Messenger RNA from Oncorhynchus gorbuscha (pink salmon), 4655 nucleotides. RefSeq names its product sesquipedalian-1-like. Bases 598 to 1506 code for a protein of 302 amino acids. The transcript is spliced from 4 exons. The record is from RefSeq and is a predicted model, not a curated record. Gene Ontology annotation, cellular component: recycling endosome; early endosome; trans-Golgi network. NCBI's taxonomy places the organism in Eukaryota, Metazoa, Chordata, Actinopteri, Salmoniformes, Salmonidae. Gene Ontology annotation, biological process: endosome organization; receptor recycling; retrograde transport, endosome to Golgi.
GUCAGGGUCAAAUAACUCUCAUUGUUCUCUAGUCCUUUUUUGUUUUUAUUGUUCAUAAAAAUGCUUCAUUUCAAUAGGUAAAAACUGCAAUGAUAAAGCUCUGUUUAUGUGGCUCUGGCCCUCAUAACCACUCAUGUUAAUGUAGUGGUGCUAUAGGGUCCAACUAGGCCUUAAUGAGAGGAUUCAUUCUUGGUUAUGAAUCGAUCACCAGAGGAAGUAAGAAACAUUUAAUCAACUUCAAGAACACAUUUAAUACAAUUUGAUAUAGUAAGACUUUUUUCUAAAGCAUCACUGAGGAAAUUAACUUAACAUUUUACACAGAACAGGGAAGUGAGGAAGAACACCCCCUCAAUGUAUACUAUCUGGGUCGUAGGUGUGGACUUAAGCGUAUAGGGGAGAGAGAAUAUUGUGAGUCAGGGUUUUGUUUCAAGGAAGUGGGUUGAGUUAUUUAUAUUUCAACACUUGUCCUCUAGUACCCAGUGGAGGACCUGUGUUCGUAACCUUAAACUUUAUAUUUAAACAUUGUCUUAUUCUAGAUGUGUUGCAGUGAACACAAACUACUGUGGGAAUUAGACUGAGAGGAACAAGUGAAGGUUUAUGGCAGAAAAUCAAAAAACAUAUACAAUUGGAUGGAUAGAGAGUGACCCUGAGAGGAUCCUCUCUUUGUUGGAGAACGUUGUAAUGAAGAUCCAUGAGAAUAUUUUAACCCAUUACCUAUCCUGCACCUCACGGAUAGAUAAAGAAGGAUAUCUCUACAAAAAGAAAGAGAGGACCUCCUCCUACCAGAGGCGCUGGUUUGUCCUGAAAGCCGAUCUCCUGUUCUACCAGGAGCGUCCGGCAGAUCGAGACCUGCUGGGGGUUAUUGUCCUAGAGGGCUCUGCUGUCCAGCGCUGUGAGUCUGAGGGAGGACUGUUUGCCUUCUCCAUGGUGUUCAGAGGUUCAGGGCUGAAAACCUACGGGCUUGCUGCUGAGAACCAGCUGGGCCAGGAGAGCUGGGUCAAAGCCCUGCUCACAGCCAGCCACUGCUACCUUUCACUGCUGGUCAGAGACCUGGGGAAGCAGUAUGAAGAGGCUAAACGCCAAGCUGGCCCUGCUGAAUCCCAUCCACGAACCACUGUGACUGGUCCAGGCUCAAUGUGCCUUACCCAAUCCAUGACUUACCUGAACUCAUGCUCCUCCUCCUUCCUCAUGCCAGGACCAGCGAGGAGAGAAGGGGGAAGCCACAGUGCCAGUAAUGUAUUACAAGCCCCUCCAAUCCCCAGCAACGUGAUCAAUAAGAGGUCCCCUAAGCAUUGGCCCAAGAGAAACUCACAUGUCACACCGAUAAAUGGACCAGCACCACCAUAUGGGGAAUGGCCACAAGUGGACUUUGAUCCUCUAGAGGAUUUCACCAAGCUACAUGAUUACUAUGGAGAGGAGGUGAAGCAGCUGAGAGCUGAUUGGCUGAGGAGGAGGCAGGUGGAAGAGGAGCACCUUGAGGAUCUCAUUGACCUGAGUGAACACUGACCCACAGAGAUCAGACAGUCACCACUCUGGUUAUUUUGACGAGGACUUUGGUGUGAAUGCCAGUAAUCUGAAAUAAGAAAGGGACUUUAUAAUUUGAGGAACUAGAGCAUUAAAGAAGAACUAGUCACCUAGUUCAUCAUGAUGGGAUUAUAGUCUUAUGAAGUUGAUGAUGACCCUCAGAAUGUCUUGUCACAAAGCAGAGACUCAUAGGACUAUCACCCUUAGUGGUGUUGCAAACAACCGGAUCCAUCCGGGUUCUCAGGGAUAUAGCCCUGAUGUGGGAACUCUGCUCGGGUGUUUCUUUUGCACCUACUAUGUUAGGUUAUAGGACUAUAAUCGGGGUGGCAGGGUAGCCUAGUGGUUAGAGCGUUGGACUAGUAACUGAAAGGUUGCAAGUUCGAAUCCCCGAGUUGACAAAGUACAAAUCUGUCGUUCUGCCCCUGAACAGGCAGUUAACCUACUGUUCCUAGGCCGUCAUUGAAAAUAAGAAUUUGUUCUUAUUUACAAAAAAAUAAAAAAAUAAAAAAAUCAGCUCAUGCUGUAUACACAGGUGACUGGGUGACUGGUUCCUCUUAAACUCUCUAGUUCCUCAAAUGAUAGUCACUUACUUAUUUCAGAGUACUGGCAUGCCUACUGGUUUGUCUGUUACUGUUUGUAAAUUAUCAUUAAAAUCACUGGUAUAUUUUCAAGGUAAUAUUGAUGGUAAGUGGGAAGCUUAACUUUCUGUCAGCAAUCAGGGUAGUUAUGCAAUAUUGAAGCAAAGAGCUUCCAGUCGAAGCUCGCAUCUACUACAAGACCAUGGUGCUAAUCUACGGAAUAGCAAGAUAAACUGCCCCUCUCUACUUUCAGGCUAUGUUCAAAACCUACACCCCAACCCUACUCCGCUCUGCCACCUCAGGUUUCAUGGCCCUCCCACCCCUACAGGAGGGCAGCUCUCGAUCAGCCCUGUCCAAGCUCUUCUCUGUCCUGGCACCACAGUGGUGGAACCAGCUUCCCCUGAAGCUAGGACAGCAGAGUCCCUGCCCAUUUUCCACAAAAUCUGAAACCCUACCUUUUAAACAGUCACUUAAAUAAACAGUAUCCUCACCUCGACCCCCCCCCCCCCAAAAAACACACAAAAAACAACAACAACAACACAGCAACACUUCAUCAGCACUUGACCAGCUCUGCUUCUACUGAUAGCUAUGUUAUUGAGGAAAUAUGUACUUUAUAUUCCUGUGAUAUGUGGUUGUCCCACCUUGCUGUCUUAAGAUGAAUGUAGCUCUGGAUAAGAGCGUCUGCUGAAUGACUAAAAUGUAAAACGCAAAAACAUCCUUGUGAUGUGUUAAACAUCAUAUAUAUUGAUGUGUUGUUACACACUGUCAAGUAAAGGCUUCACAUCCCCGUUUAACAAAAUAAUAAGUUACAGUGCAGCACUAUAUAAUUAGGUGUAUAUCCUUCAUGUUAAAUGUAUCCAUUAUUUUUAAAGCAACUUUAAUGCGCCAAAGGUUGAUGGAGCUCAGCCAUGCUGUACCACCAGAGGGUGCUACAAACACUAGCUGUGAAUUAAACCAUUAAUGUCCACUGAUUAAAAAGUGUGACAAGACUAAUUUUAAUUCAAUCAUAAUAUUGUUAUAGAGAGAGAUGUAAGUAUCAAAGAGCCCUCUCUGGUAUUGCCCUGAUGGGACAUCCAUCCACCAGCCAACAUGUAACACAUACAGUUGAAAAACCAAGAGAUGAAAAGUGAGCUAAUAUUAACAGGACCAAUGUAGUCUCUCAUGACAGAUGUGAGAUUUGGAUCUGGGUUCUGAGAUAAGGAUAUAUGAGGAUUAAUAUAAUGUACACUUAUGAGACACCAGUGGUAAAAUAAACAAGUUACAUAUUUAAGAAUAUCAGAUCAACGGAUCAAACUGAAGUUCACACAGUGGCAGGUAUCCUAGCAGUAAAGAGCAUUGGGCCAAUAACCCAAAGGUUGCUGGGUCAAAUCCCUGAGCUGACUAGGUAAAAAACCUGUGAAUGUGCCUUUGAGCAAGGCUCACAUCUAUAUUUGCUUAGGGUCAGCUAAAAGUUGAAACUUUAAGUUGAAGUGUGAAAGUGGUUUUCUAUGUGCGUCUCAAAGAUGAGACUUUGGCUUCACCACAUAGCAGAAAUUCAUACCAAUCAUCUAGAAUGUGAUAGAUUUGACCAGGGGAGCGUGGAAGUGUGUCACCUUACACAAAGCACAUACAUCUGUAUAUUAACACCUCCUCACACUGUGACAGGAUAUAAGCAAGCCAUAAGGUGUAACCCAGGGCUGUUCAAUUCCCUUCCUGGAGGGCCAAAACACUGUUUCUACCUGGUAGUUAAUCACACUCACCUGGUGUCCCAAGUCUGAAUUAGUCCCUUAUUAGAAGGAGAGGAUGAAAGUCAGAAGUAUUUCGGCCCUCCAAGACCGACAUUGAACACCCCUAGUAACCUGUCUUAUAAUAAAGUAGGCUAUGUGCACUCUAUAUAAGGAAGUAUGGGGUCCUGUUACAGAACUGUGUGUAGAUAAUGUAUGGUACACCAUAUGACCAAGCAUCCUUGAAUGUAACUUCCCUGGUUAAAUAAACUAAAGGAUCAUUAAAAAUGACUUUACUUUACACUUUACCAUGUCAAUAACAAGGCAGAUCAGAGGUCAUAGAACAACACAGACAACCGACGGCAGGUUACAGGCCCUACCCUAGUCUCUGGGGAAGCUUCUCACCUGUCUGGCGGCACUUUGGGUUUAAGUUGUUUAAAAAAAAUAAAAAAUCAAAGAGCGGAAUAUAUAAAAACAACUAGAAUAGUGGAUGAACUAUGGAUGGACAGUUUUAAAAUUGAUGAUGAGUGGGGGGGCAGACAAGUUUCCUUUGCUAUUUUGGUCUUUCUCAGCUGUCCCUCAUAUAUAUUCUCCUAAGAGCUCCUCCUGCACCCUCAACCCCCUCCCUGUGAUCCCCUCCAACAUGGCAUUAGGAGUAGAGCACUUGAGGAGGGAGAGAGCUGGUGUGUGUGUUUUUGUUUAUGAGUCCACAAGGAAAAAUGCUAUUUUAGGCUUACGGGUUAGGUUUUGGGUUAGGGUUACAAUUGGGGUUAAGGUUACAAUUAAGGCUAGGAGUUAUGGUUUGAUAUAGGUUUAAGAUUAGGGGUUUAGGAAUAAAGUUAGGGUUACG